Molecule: messenger RNA, 3213 nt
Organism: Penicillium taxi
Lineage: Eukaryota; Fungi; Ascomycota; Eurotiomycetes; Eurotiales; Aspergillaceae
Exons: 5
Biological process (GO): nucleoside metabolic process
Molecular function (GO): protein binding; catalytic activity
Source: RefSeq, a predicted model, not a curated record
AUUUUUUCGACGCCUUUUGCUCGAGCAACAGGCAUGUCUGACCCUGCGAACUACACCGUAGGCUGGAUAUGUGCCUUGCCUGUGGAAUAUGUUGUCGCUCAAGAAUUCCUCGAUGAAGAGCAUGAAAAACCCAGUUUUGUGUCGCCAAAUGACACCAACGACUAUACAUUAGGCAAGAUGGACGAGCACAACAUCGUCAUCGCCGUCUUGCCUGAUGGUGAAUAUGGCAUAGCUUCUGCGGCCAAUGUAGCAACUAACAUGCUGAACACCUUCCACAACGUCAGGAUAGGCCUCAUGGUCGGCAUCGGUGGCGGCGUACCAAGCGAAAAGCACGAUGUUCGUCUAGGCGACGUUGUGGUCAGUGCACCUCGUGGUGCUCAAGGUGGUGUCUUCCAGUACGACUUUGGUAAGUCGAUACAAGGCCAAGAAUUUCAGCAUACACGAUUCUUAAACCAACCACCCACUAUUUUGCGGACUGCUAUGACCGGAAUUCAAACACAAUACGAGAGGAAGGGACACCGGCUCGAAGAAGCUAUCAACAGUAUUCUUGACAGUAACGGAAGACUACGCAAGAAGUACCAACGUCCAGAAUCAAUCACGGAUAGGCUCUUCCAGCCUACUGCCAUUCAUGAAACAGAUUGCGGUGCUGCAUCGUGUGCAAAUAAUACUACAAAUUUAGUCUUGCGACGUGGGCGCUCUAUAAAUGAGGAUAACCCUGCAAUUCAUUACGGCAUGAUUGCUUCUGCCAACCAGUUAAUGAAGGAUGCUUUAAUAAGAGAUAAACUAGCUGCUGAAAAAGACGUUCUCUGUUUCGAAAUGAAAGCGGCCGGGCUGAUGAACACGUUCCCAUGUCUAGUUAUCCGGGGUAUCUGUGACUACUCGGACUCGCAUAAGAGCAAACAGUGGCAAGGAUAUGCGGCGAUGACGGCAGCUGCAUACGCCAAAGACCUUCUACAUAGAAUGCCUCUUAAUAGGGUUGAGGCCGAGGAGAAGAUAAGUGUUGUUUUAUCUGAUAUUUUGGAAAGUACCAAUGAGAAUUCAGAUCGAGCGUAUAAGCAGAGAGAGCGACACCAAAAUGAGCAGAAAAUAAGAGCUUUAACAGAGCAGCAACAACGGUGUCACCAAACUUUCAAGACAUCUAACUACGAGGAGCAGAAGAACAUCAAUCCACGCCGAGCGGAAGGAACUUGUCAAUGGGCGUUACAGAGCCGUGAAUAUAUUUUUGACCAGCAGCCUCAUUUACUGACUUAUGCCAUGCACUCAUGGGAAAAGAAUGGGGAAAUGCUUCGACAGGAGGUCGAUGAGCUUUGGCGGGUUUUUCUAGCGGCAACGUCAGCUAAUGUAACACAAAAAACGAUAUGCAUAUUUGAUGCGCUUGAUGAGUGCCGAGAGGUUGAUCAAAAUCAGUUGAUUGAGAAGCUCCAGUUCUUUUACCGCCAGAACUUUUCAUCGACACAGGAUGCCUGUUUGAAAUUCCUGGUCACUAGCCGUCCCUAUGACUAUAUUCAAAAACACUUUCGACCGAUUGCAGACUCUUUCCCAUAUCUAAACUUAAAGGGAGAGGAAGAGAAUGAUCAAAUCCGGAAGGAAAUAGAUUUGGUCGUGAAGAUGCGAGUGAAGGACCUGGCUGAAACAGCACCAUUAUCAUGGGAGAUACAACAGCGCCUUGAGAACCAGCUUCUAAAUAUGGAGCAUCGUACUUAUCUUUGGCUAUAUUUAGCCAUGGAAGACAUUCGAUCUACAUUUGAGAAUAGCCUUUGGCCUGCUGAAGAAUCAAUUCAAAUGAUACCUCCUUCGGUGAAUGAGGCAUACAAAAAGAUUCUUAGCCGAGUACCUUCAAGCCAGAAAGGUACCGUGAGAAAGGUUUUACAGAUCAUUGUGGGAGCACGACGGCCUUUAGCAACAGCGGAAAUGGCAAUGGCGCUUGGUUUGGCUCUCUCCCCACAGUCACAUGCGGCAGCACAUGCUGGAAUAGAUCUAUUACAACUAGAGAAGAAGCUCCGUCGUUUAUGUGGUCUUUUUGUUUUCAUCAAUAACUCCAAGAUCUACCUUAUCCACCAGACAGCGAGGGAAUUCCUUAUCCAACAGGCAAGUUCGAACGAUCUCAGAUUUGCAUACGCAUGCGGCCUAAGCGAUACCGAGAACCUAAUGGCUCUUAUCUGCCUGGCAGCAUUUAACGGUCAUGAGCAGCAGGUUAGCUCAUUAAUUGCUACAGACAACUGGGAUGUCAAUACACCAGAUAAUACCAAGAGAUACCCGAUGAUAUGGGCUUCACUGAAUGGGCACGAUAAAACCGUUCAGAUACUUCUAGAGCAAGGAGCCGAUAUCAACGCUACGGAUGGAUUCUACGGAAAAGCCCUUCAAGUUGCUUGUUCUAAAGGACACGACAAGAUUGCACAGAUUCUGCUAGAGCGAGGAGCCGAUGUCAACUCCCAGGGUAGAUUACACGGAAAUGCCCUUCAGGCUGCUUGUUCCGAAGGACACGACAAGAUUGCACAGAUGUUGCUAGAGCGAGGAGCCGAUGUCAACUCCCAGAGUGGAGAUUACGGAAACGCCCUUCAGGCUGCUUGUUAUAAAGGACACGGCAAGAUAGUACAGAUGAUGCUAGAGCGAGGAGCCGAUGUCAACGCCCAGGGUGGAUUUUACGGAAAUGCCCUUCAGGCUGCUUGUUAUAAAGGACAUGACAAGAUCGCACAGAUGCUGCUAGAGCGAGGAGCCGAUGUCAACGCCCAGGAUGGAUUUUACGGAAAUGCCCUUCAGGCUGCUUGUUCUGAAGGACACGGCAAGAUAAUACAGAUGCUGCUAGUGCAAGGAGCCGAUGUCAACGCUGAGGGUGGAGAUUACGGAAGUGCCCUUCAAGCUGCUUGUUCUGAAGGACACGACAAGAUCGCACAGAUGCUGCUAGAGCAAGGAGCCGAUGUCAACUCCCAGGGUGGAUUCUACGGAAAUGCCCUUCAGGCUGCUUGUUACACAGGACAUGACAAGAUCGCACAGAUGCUGCUAGAGCGAGGAGCCGAUGUCAACGCCCAAGGUGGAGAUUACGGAAAUGCCCUUCAGGCUGCUUGUGAUAGAGGACACGGCAAGAUCGCACAGAUGCUGCUAGAGCGAGGAGCCGAUGUCAACGCCCAAGGUGGAGAUUACGGAAAUGCCCUUCAGGCUGCUUAAGUUUUCAAGAUGGGCGCAUCUUGGAUUUUGAAGAAGUGGGGUGUUUGA